Cryptotermes secundus is the source of this 6890-nucleotide messenger RNA. RefSeq names its product PHD finger protein 14. The coding region runs from base 153 to 2777 and encodes 874 amino acids. Gene Ontology annotation, biological process: regulation of transcription by RNA polymerase II. The transcript has 17 exons. NCBI's taxonomy places the organism in Eukaryota, Metazoa, Arthropoda, Insecta, Blattodea, Kalotermitidae. The record is from RefSeq and is a predicted model, not a curated record.
AGAUCUUCGUGCGCACAAUGCCAUAAUAGAUUAGUGUGUAAAUGGGAGUGCAAAACAGAAUAUUUAAUUUUGUCUGAGUAAUAUGAGUGGAUGUAUGUUGUAUUAAAGUAUAUUAAUUUAUACAGACUGCUUUCAUACUAUUUUCUGCUGCUAUGAUAGUUGAACGAGACCCAAAAAAGCGCAGGGUAAAGCCCGUUGGACCAGCCCACCAGUCGCUGUUGGAUUUUGAUCUGGGAGAGAGUUCUGAUGACAGUGACUUUCGCAUAGAAGAUCACUUUGAGGAGUCUGACGAUGAUUCUAUAGAUUCAGACGACGAUGGUGGGACAAAAGAUGAUGCGAAUGAAGAUGAAGAUGAUGAUGAUGAUGAUGAUGAAGAUGAAGAUGAUAAUGAGGAUGAUGAUGAUGAUGCCGAAGAUUCAGAAGACAGUGCUGGAGAAAUCCUCCCAGAUGUGAAACAUCCAGUGACUCUCCAACAGAAUGUAACAAUUGGAGACGUGAUUCAGCAAGCGAAACAACGGCAAGCUGAGACAAAACAUCAGUUCGAUCUGAAGGAGGCCGUGAAAGUUCUCAUAUGCUGUGGCUGCUUGGGCGACAGGAGUGAUGACGCAAAUGAAAUUGUUGAAUGUGAUGGUUGCGGAGUUACUGUUCACGAAGGUUGCUACGGAGUAUCUGACACAGCAAGUGUGUCAAGCACAAUAUCAUCAUGUUCAACAGAACCGUGGUUUUGUGAAGCAUGUCGUGCUGGGGUCACAAAUCCUACAUGUGAAUUAUGUCCAAAUUCAGGCGGUAUCUUCAAGGAGACGGAUGUUGGCAAAUGGGUUCAUUUAGUAUGUGCUUUAUAUGUGCCUGGAGUUGCAUUUGGUGAGGUUGACAAGCUUUCGAGUGUGACCUUGUUUGAGAUGCCAUACAGCAAGUGGGGUGCUAAAACUUGCUGUCUCUGCGAAGAUGCACGCUUCAGUCGCACUGGUGUCUGCAUAGGGUGUGAUGCUGGAAUGUGUCGCACUUUCUUUCAUGUUACGUGUGCUCAGAGGGAAGGACUUUUGUCAGAAGCUCAUUCUGAGGAAGUUGACCAGGCUGAUCCCUUCUAUGCCCACUGCAAAAUGCACACUGACAAAGCACUUAUGAGGAGACGUCGCCGCAAUUGGUUGGCCCUGCAGUUACGUACUAAACAGCGUCAGAUAGAAUACCAGCAGGUAGGCCACAGUAACACAACUGAGCAGCUGCGAAUUCAACGUAAACUUGCCAAGUAUCGGCAAAAGUACCUGUCACACAAAACAUCAAGGAUUCCUCCAUGGGUACCAACUCAGAAGAUGCCUCGGUUGCUGACCACAAGUGCGUCUGCAUAUCGGAAGUUGCUACACAAAGCCGAACUCAUGGGCAUUGACACUCAGGCGCUGGAGAUUCAGGAAGCCCAAGUGGCAGCUCUUGUUGAUGUUCGCAAGAAAUGGCAUAUCCCUCCUGCCUUCAGUGUGGAAUUCAUUGGCUAUUACUUGGAUCGUAAUGUGAGGUUAACCAGUAUGAAGAGAAAGCUGGAAGAUCUACUUGAAGUGAACAACCAGCUUCAAGAUGAACAGCAAACAUUGAGACAUAAAUACGACCAACUGCUGAAAGAGAAUGCAGACCUCAGCAGGACAAGCAUCACCUUGAAGCAGAUAGUUCACAAGUACCAUUCUGCUAUCCUCCACAUCUGUCCGUCCAAAGAUCUACCUGCGAUUGAUGAGCUCGGUAAACCUCCACCUCGUGUGCUGGCAGUAUCCCCAACUGGUUUUGCAUCAAGACCACAAACAGGUCGAUCAGAAGGACGACUUCCUAAUCAGAGAUCUGAAGCAGGUCCAAUCCCACUGAAUGAAUGUGGGAUUUGCCAUCAGACAAAAGACCAGCAUCUGCUGGCCAAGUGUGACACCUGCCACCUUUUCUAUCACUUGGGGUGCCUCAAUCCCCCGCUCACUCGUAUGCCCAAGAAGACCAAACUCAUGGGAUGGCAGUGUUCUGAGUGCGACAAAGAGUCAUCAGGUUCUGACUUUGAGGUCGUAGACACUGAGGCCCCACGUCGACUUCGACACAACAAGGAAGCUGAGAAACCUCUGACACCAUUGACACCAAGGGUAACAAUCAAACCCAUAGAGCCACAGCCAGUUGGUCCACCAAGACCAGUGUUUACAAUUCGAGGUGCUGGUUCCCCUACAGCAACUGUAACCUCACCUUUGGUGCUGAAUUGCAAUGUGGUGGGAGUCACAAGUAAUUCAGUGGAGCAUCAGGGACAGAGGCAGAGCAAGAAGAGACGGAGGGAGAAGCAUCAUCGUUACUCUCCUGACUUGCAAGGAGUGAGCCCUAGUAAGGAGCACAAACGCAAACGCAAGAGGAAGAGCCUUGAUGUUGAAAACCCCAACGUACAAGAGACACCCAGAAUUAGGAUAAAGAUCAAACCAAUACCAAUGCCAGUUGGGGAGGGAGCAUCAUCGUCUGGUCCUCAGAUGUUUGUUGCAACUUCGAGUACGGAAACAAUAUCAACUCCUUCACCGAUUGUUGCCAGGGCCCGAACUAGUAGUGGUAGGGUAUCAUCAGGCAACAAGAAGGCAAAGGACACAGAUAUCAUGACAAAGUGUGAUGUAUGCAGUGCACCAGGCUCCAAUGAGAAUCUUGUUAGAUGUGAUGAAUGUAUGAAGUGUUUCCACUUCACUUGCCUGGAUCCACCUGUAAAGAAGACACCAAAAAGAAGAGGUUAUUCUUGGCAUUGUGCAGAUUGUGACCCUACAGAAACGGACUCUGACAAUUAAUAUUCUGAUUUUUGUAUAUCACCAAUCAGCCACGACUGGUACUAACAACAGAUAUAUCCAAGUUUUUAAAAGAGAACUGAUAUAAUCGUUCUUGUCUUGAAAUCAUACUUAUCCUGUGUCAUCUCAAUACUUUUGUAUUAACAGGUGAUUGAAGUAAUAUUGAAUACUUUGCCACCAUGUUUUCUCCCUAGUUAGUGCUGGCGCCCAUGCAAAUUUAUAUCUAAAAUCAAAACCCAGUGCCUAACCUUAGAAAGUCUUUGGAUAUUCUUUUUUUUUUUUAAAUUAAACAAAGAGCCUUUUCAAAAAUGCAGCCAAGGCUUAACCUUUACAGAACAAAACCAAAGUCUUAACCUUGUGGAAAUGUUAUCUGAGGCAAAUUCUGAGGGUAGGCUUUGGGUCUUAUUUUUACAAGUAAACUUCUAAGGUUGGCAGUGCUAACACAGCAGACAACGUAGUUGUAACUUUUAAAGUUACUUGGAUCACCAGCCGGUAUGUAAGUACCGCCAGCCCCUCUUUUGUCACCAGUGUUCGUAACUUGUGUGAGUUGUAUAGUCAUUCCAGCUACAACAGAUAUCUUCUUGAAGACUAAGAAUGGUAUAUGUAUAGUAUGUCUGAAAUAUCAAGUGAGCUAUAUCUCAGAAUACAUUGACUUGCAAAAUAUUUAGCAGUGCUGCAUUCAAUUGCAUUUCGUUUGGUCAUAUUUCACAUUUCUGCAAUAGCUGAUUCUCGCCUAGCAAAUAGAGUAAUUUUGCUUUCAUUGUGUGGACUUUAAGGUUCUGAUGGCAAUGACUGUCAAGAAUACUAUCUCCUGGGAUGUCAUGAUGUGUAGUGCUUGCUUGGCUUAAUCUUUGACUUUGAAGAUAUGAGGAUUACCCUCCUCCAGAAUGUUGAUAAAAUUCUACCACAAAUAUUCAGGAUCACAGUCCAGAAAAUAAUGAUGUUCAGCCUCAUUUAAUUCAAAUUAUACACGCAUUGGAAGUUGGGUGUGAAAUGUCUUGCUUGUGGAGUAGGUGUAAAAGCGUAAAUAAUUUCCCAAUCUCAGCCAAUGUCGCACAUAGACUUUGCAUAGCAGCUACCAGUAAUAUGCAAGUGGUGUUCACAUUUGCAAGUCACUUGAGUAGUCACACUGUGGAAAUCGACAUGAAGUGACCCAGGACUGCAUGUGCCACAAAACAUUAUUUUCAAUCAUACUGAACAUCCCAGUGGAAUGGGUAGCAUUCCUGCUCUGUACUCAUAUGGUCUUGGAUUUAGAUCUCAGCUUGGAGACUAACUUUUCUGACCAGGUUUUUCUUUCCUCAGUCCCUCCAAGUAAUGCAGGGAUAGCUUUAAUUAUGGUAUGACUGCUUCUUUCCCCAUGCUUUCCAGUUAACUAUAUCCGAACCAUUCAACACUGCAUAGUGACAGCAUUAUUAGGUAAACUGUACAUAAAUACAAAUUAUUUGGUUAUCAGAAACUGUUUUAUUGCUUGGGAAUUUGUGCUUCAAUAUGCUACAGUAUAUUAUACUGCAGAAAUGUGUGAAUUUAUGUACAUCAGCAAAGACUGGAUGUUAUUGCAUGUAGAUCAGUAAGCCACACUCUGAUAUAUAGAAUUGAAUUUAAUUACAUUCAAGCAGUUUCUGAAGGAAUCAUCAUGUUACAGGGCAGUUAAGUAUGGCAGUCUUAUUCAGAAAACUUUGCUGGUGCUCUCAGCUGUAGCCUCAAAGUUGAAACAAACAAUGCAUUGGCAGAUGUGCAUCUGUGAUGAGUUUGCCAGUAUAUGCACAGACACAUACUGUCUCAAAGAACAGUACUUGUUGAAAGUAUGUUGUAUGGGGUAACCGUGAUGCCAUAUAUACAUAUUAUCAAUAGUUAUUCUAACUUAUAUUGUGUGAGAGACAGGAAAAAAUUGGUAUGGCAUUCUCUGUCCAGAGGGUAAAAUUGUGCUUGUUUUUGCCCUAUUCAUGGUGAAAUUCCAAAUAUACACAUAUAGCUUUGCGAUGUCUGUUGGUCCAUCUCUCCAUACAUAACAAUUCCAGAACUGCUAAUCAGUUUUUCAGUAAAUUUUAUAUUGGGGUUGUAGGAUUUGAGGUUUACACAGCAGUGGUUACGAAAAUUUCUAUCUUCUGGGAUAUAAUGCCGUGUAGUCCUUUGAAAAUCACCUGAAAUGUUAGACUACACAGCACUAUAUCCUGGAAGACAAAACUGUUUUGGUAUUGGGGAGUUUUACCAGAAUUUGUAGAAAUGUUUCAAUUUUGGUUGAAACUGGACAGAAAUAAUGGAUGCCCUACAUUGAUGACUUGACAUUUUCAUGAUGAAGACCUGAUUCAGGUUCAGUUGCUUCUGGACAUUUUUUCCGUGGAUAUGGAAACCAGUACGGUUUUAAUGUGUAUGGAAUAUUUAACAAUUUAAUGGCAUGGGCUGUGAUCAACAUAACUUUCUGUGUUGUAGCAAUGGUAUCUUGACCAUUCUGAUGUGGCAGAAAUAUGGAGAGUUAAAGUCAGUAGAAACAUGAUUGUAAUGUUUUGCAUCAUAUUGACUCAUAUAAAUUGUAUAUUGCUAAAAGUGGGACCCAGAGGCAACUGCAAAACAGGAUGACGUAGGGAAAUAUUAAUGUUUUACAGACUAGGACCUCUGGCGUGUUCUAAUUCAGAAUUAACUUCUCAAAGUAUGAAUCUUUUAACCCAGUUUGUAGAAAUCCUUAUGUAGGAUUUUGCCGCAUUAAGACCUUUGUACAUUUUAUAAAAUUGGUGACUAAAUUGUGAGAGUUUUGGUAAAGAGAUCACUAGCAGUUAUUUGAUGCGAAAAUUUUCCUCACACCAUGGAUCCUAUAUGGAAUAUAGGAAGCUCUGUGGUCAGUUAUUCCCAAAACUGUGUUUUGAAGUGUCCUUCAAACUAGGUAAAAUGAGUCCAUAAGAAGGAAGAGAGAGAUGAAGCAUUGUCAUGUACAUUACACUUAUCCUUACAGAAGUAAUUUGAUAGGUUAAAAAAGUCCUUGAGAUUUCAGGUCAUAGAUUAAGUACUUUUAUUGCACAAGUAAAAUUAUUUGCACCUCAUAUAUAUAUAUAUAUAUAAGAAAAUGGUGUUGCAGAAAGUAAGAAAGAAUUAUAUUCUCACACUUUUGUUGUGUUGCAAGCUGUAUGUGGUGCAUACCAAUAAAAGUGGAGGGGCUGCGAUCACACAAAUGAAUUUUUUUUUCUUUUAAUUCACAACAUGUUUUGGCACAGAUAGAUCAUCAGGCAAUUUUUGAGGAAACGACACAUGAUGGCGAGCAAUGCAGUAGCUUGACGUAAAUAACACCUGAGGAUGUCACAGUGAUGCCGAAACAUGUAGUGAAGUGACAUGUGAGAUUGAGUGCACUACAAGACAGCCAAUACAUACAUAUCAUGGACAACUGGUGAGAGACUACAUAUAAACUACAUUACUAGUACAGUUUUUAAUGGUUUUUUAUAUUUGCACUAUAGUUUAUAUUUAGUUUGCCAUCAUUUGUAUAUUUCCUCCACCUGAUGACCUCUCUGGGUCGAAAUAUGUAUUGUAUUGUGAACUGAUAAAUAAAAACGUGUGUGUGUGUGUGCUGGCAACCCUUGCACUUUUAUAUUCUCACACUCUGAGAACACUGGGAUGGAAGAAGGUGAGUGAGGACUGUCUGAUCAAUGGUGUGUUACAGGGUUAUGUAAGAUUUUCUGAAAUAUGGCUCAGAACAUUGGCUUGAAGCCAAAUGAAGGCAUCUGUUUUUCUUGUGUACAUUAAAUUACAUUACAUUACAUUCCCAGGAUUCCGAGUUAGUCAGAUGACUGAAGGAUGGGAAAUAGGUCAUAAAUACAAAAAAUGUGUGUACAGUACAACUGAAGUUUUCACAUAAGAAAAUACAAGGAAACACAGUGGUUACAUAUAAGGCUAUUCAAAAAUACAUCCAUGUACAUCCAUACUAUCAACUUGCUAUUUACACAGGAAAUGUGUAUCUAAGCAUGAAUGUGAAUAAAGUGGAAAAAAUUGUCUGGUAUGCUAUGAGUAGUGGUAAAUUCUUGUGGAUUGUAUGUUCACGUUUCUAUAAGACAUCUUUCUUUUAUGUUGUAUUACAAAAAAGAAAAAAAUAUUUGAGAGCAAUUAAUAAAGUUUUGAAAUUAGUCAUUUAAA